GUCACCCAGGCAAGGACCUACCCUCAAGCAAACACACGCUCUCACUCACACUGACUCACACACCGUCCAGGCAGGCAGGCAAGCAGACAGCUCCAUCUCGCUGCGGACUCUCCCUCUCCCUCUCUCUCUCUCUCUCUUUCUCUCACUGUUGCAGCGUAAGAACAACUCCAGGAAAAGAGAGGCAGACAGGUUUGCAAGGUGCGAAGAGGGCAGGAAAGGAUUUGAUCUGAAAGUGUGGUGUAAAGAAGGAGCAGAAGAAGAGGAAGACAAAGGAGGAGGAUAAAUAAAAAAGGAUCAAUAAAAAAAAAAAUUAAAAUGGAAUUACAAUACACUUCAAUUGAUUUUCAAGACAAAAUUUGAAUUUCCAGAGCUUUUUUUUAUUUGAAUCUUUCCAAACGCCUCCUAUAUAAUAUACAGUAUUUAUUACUUACAAACACACAUUUGGGGAUAGAGAGUAAGGAAGGAAGCAAUUUGCAAGGGAACAAUUUUUAUUUUUUGGAGCUUCUUUCCAAUGGCUUUCUAGGGUGAUGGGUGCUCAGUUCUCAUUUGUAAGUAUAGUGGGAAACCGUCUCCAGUCCGUUCCCCUCAUUCCCAGCUGUCCCAGUUUCAGUCCCAGUAUGCCCUGCUCGCGUGUGGGCGCUGUCUCUGCAGUUUGACCAUGUGGAAAUGGAUGCCACCCACCGCCGGACCUCUUCCUGCUGCUGCUUCCGCCUCUACUUCCCCUGCCAGCCCCCGUGCCUCUUCCCUGUGCCUGGCGUGCUGCGCCCUCCUCCUGGCCACCAGCUCUGCCCUGGGGGGGUGCCCUGGUGGGACUGUUCCCAGCCCUGAGCCCACGAGGGUGCAGGAGGGGGCCAACUGCUCCUGGAGCCUGGACCGGCACGCCCGCAGCUACAACCACUUGGAGGGAGACGUGAGGUGGCGUCGGCUCUACUCCGCCACCAAGUUCUUCCUGCGCAUGGACAAGACGGGCAAGGUGGACGGCACGCGCAGGAAAAACUGCAUCAACAGUGUAAUGGAAAUCCGAUCCGUGAGCGUGGGAGUGGUGGCCAUCAAAUCUGUCAACACCGGGCUGUACUUAGCCAUGAGCAAGAAAGGAAAGCUCUUUGGAUCGGAAGAGUACAAUCACAACUGCAAGUUCAAGGAGCGAAUCGAGGAAAACGGCUACAACACGUACGCGUCGUUGCGCUGGAAGCAAAAGGGACGGCAGAUGUUUGUCUCGUUGAACGGCAGGGGGACCCCACGGCGAGGACACAAGACAAGAAGGAAACACCUCUCUGCACACUUCCUGCCCAUGCUGGUCUCCUAGCAACCAUUAUUAUUAUUAUUAUUAUUAUUAUUAUUAUUAUUAUUAUUAUUAUUAUUAUUAUUAUUUUACAAUUUUACUUCCCUGCGUGUACAUUUUAUUUUGUUUCUGGGACAUGGAGAGAGGGAUGGGAGGGGUGGGGAGGGUUAAUAUUUUAAGUUAUUAUAAUUUUUUCCUUGGGUAAGCUUAUGGACCAAAAGAACAGCUGCUAAUAAUGUGUACAUAUAUUAUUAUUAUUGUUAUUAUUAUUGUUAUUAUUAUUACACAUUAAGAAUAUGAUGAGGCGUAUCUAUAUAAAGAAUAGCAACCUUCUUUUUUUAUAUGAUAGCAGACAGUGUUUUAUUUGCCAGUGUAUGAGCAGCACUAUAGGUACAGUCAGGGGAAAGUUAAGGAUAAACAGAUUGUUGCUCGUGUCGGAUAUAACGAGAGACGUACAGUGAGCACCCAGAGGAUCAUGGGGGAAUCCCAUUAAAGACAGUGGGGUGGAAACACAAAUGCACCUGAUAAACUGUGGAAGGGGAUCAAAUGCAUUGAUCUUCCUACAGUACCAAGGCAGCUUCCAACCAACACAAUGGGAACGUGGACCAAGGACAAUGAACUGCUCAUCCUGCACAGAAACUAAAGGAACACAAAGCCAGGACAGACAGGCCGGCUGAUAUUAAUGCCUGACCUGGCAUUGCAAACCUCCCUUUGAACCCCUGACUCAGAUCAGGGGUCAGUGUGGACGAUGCACUGAAGGACUAGGUACCAGUGGAUCACUGUAACCUUUGGACGCAGCCAGACUUUUUUUUUUGUUUGUUUUAUUAACCAGUAAUAUUAAGGAUGGGCUUUUGUGUAUGUGCACUGACUGAAGUGGGAAACAAAUAAAAACAUUGUUUAGUUGUCUUUAA
Messenger RNA from Acipenser ruthenus (sterlet), 2193 nucleotides. RefSeq names its product fibroblast growth factor 10-like. Bases 659 to 1306 code for a protein of 215 amino acids. The transcript is spliced from 3 exons. Gene Ontology annotation, cellular component: cytoplasm. Gene Ontology annotation, molecular function: growth factor activity; fibroblast growth factor receptor binding. NCBI's taxonomy places the organism in Eukaryota, Metazoa, Chordata, Actinopteri, Acipenseriformes, Acipenseridae. Gene Ontology annotation, biological process: cell differentiation; animal organ morphogenesis; regulation of cell migration. The record is from RefSeq and is a predicted model, not a curated record.